AUGGCGGAACUGUGCGGAGACUAUGCGUUCCCAGCUGAUCCGGCAAGCCACUUUCCCGAGAUGCGCAACACGCUACUUCUGUCGGCUGCGAGAUGUCAGAGCACGUCUCGGCCUCCGGUCUGGGUGAUGCGUCAGGCAGGCAGAUACCUGCCCGAGUUUAGGAAGUUGAGGGAGUCUCACGACUUUUUCGAGAUCUGCAGGACGCCAGAGCUAGCAGCAGAGAUCACCUUGCAACCCAUCGAUCGUUACCCCGAGCUGGACGCGUCCAUCAUCUUCAGCGACAUUCUCGUCGUUCCUCAAGCACUGGGCAUGCAGGUUGACAUGCUGCCUGCUCACGGCCCUCAUUUCCCUCGCCCCCUGAGGCAGCCCGAAGACGGGGAGAAGCUACUGAAAGAGACGGAUGAGCUCAAUGUCGACGCAGAACUGCGCUAUGUCUAUGCAGCCAUCACGCUCACUCGCCAGAAGCUCGAGGGCCGGGUGCCUUUGAUAGGAUUCUGCGGAAGUCCCUGGACGCUGUUUGCCUACAUGAUCGAAGGCGGCGGGAGCAAGACACUCCAGCAAGCGCAUACCUGGAUCAACCGAUACCCCGAGCUAUCUCAUCGCCUACUCGAGAGGAUAGCGGACACUUGCGCGCAAUUCCUCGUCGGACAGAUCCGCGCAGGUGCUCAGAUGGUGCAAAUCUUCGACUCUUGGGCGGGCGAGCUCGAAGCAGGCAAAUACAGGGCAUUCUCGCUGCAGUAUUGCUAUCAGAUCAGUAGGACUGUGCGGCAACUGCUCGAGCAUCACCAGAUCUCAUGCCCGCCCAUAUCACUCUUUCCAAAGGGAGGGGGCCCCAUCGCGCUCGAAUCGAUAGCGCAGGGCUCCCAGGCAGACACCCAUUUUGAUGUCAUUGGCCUCGACUGGACCAUCGAUGCCGAACAUGCACGCAGGGCGCUCGAAGAAGGUGCAAAACUCAAUAGAGCAGGCUGGCGAGGUCAGAUUGCAUUGCAAGGCAAUAUGAAUCCCAACAUGCUCUACGCUGGUCAAGAGGCCAUCUCGCGCGACGUCGAGCGAAUGGCAGCCGACUUUCGACCCUCGCGACCAGGCUGGAUCGCCAAUCUUGGUCAUGGCAUCACGCCAGGCGUCGAUCCCGAGGACAUGAAGCACUUUCUGCAGUGCGUUCAGGCUAUCCGGCCCGCGUAG
Messenger RNA from Mixia osmundae IAM 14324, 1182 nucleotides. RefSeq lists its product as uncharacterized. The record is from RefSeq and is a predicted model, not a curated record. Gene Ontology annotation, biological process: heme biosynthetic process. The coding region runs from base 1 to 1182 and encodes 393 amino acids. Gene Ontology annotation, molecular function: uroporphyrinogen decarboxylase activity. Lineage: Eukaryota; Fungi; Basidiomycota; Mixiomycetes; Mixiales; Mixiaceae. The transcript is spliced from 3 exons. Gene Ontology annotation, cellular component: cytosol.